AAUCAACGGGCCCCUCCCUCAGAACUGGAAUAUCUAGGAAGGGUCAGGGGAGGGAGGAACAGAAAGCUAUUGUCUUCAGGUUGUCCCACUGUGCUCUCCGUAGCAGCUGCACCCUUUUGGAAUUCCGGGUAUGAGGUAGAGAGGACCCAGGAAGAGGGGAGGAGAGAAGGCCACACCUAAUGUGGCUUCAAAGUGCCUUCUAGACCACUUCAUGUGCCAGAGAAGUUCCCUGGGAAAUGAAACAAGUAGAGGAUCCUGGGAAAAGUGAAACUAAAGAGUUAAAGUAGAAGUGGACGGGUAAAAAAAAACAACAAAAAAAUCACAGAGGAAAAAAGAAGUGGUCUUGAGAGCUUGCACUCUAAAUCUACUCAGUUCCUUGAAAGUAUCUCCGUUGUGUUCCUACGGCUAAAGAGGAAUGCCAUAUUCCAAACUCAGUGGGAUGAGGCGAGACUGGCACAGGAACGUUUUAUGAAUGAAACAUUUGGAAAAUAAGUUACAUUGUAUCUCAAGCAUGCUUUGAAAGAGUGAGUGGCACAGAGGAAGAGGAGGAGAGUGCCGGAGGAAGAUUUACUGAUCCCACUCCCCUUAGAAGAGUAUCGAACAAAGAACAACCACUACAACCACUGCCAAAGCUUGCUGCCCCCCAAAAAAGUCACUUUACACAAGCUCAACGUGACGGGGUGAAGAAAGAGCUGGCAACGCUAACAGCAAAAUUUAGAGCAAGUAAAAGAGAAGGUAAGUACAUUUGAUCAAGGGGUUAAUUUGAGGCUUAUUCACUUUGAGGUAUAUUAAUAGGUAUAUAAUGCAUUUUAUUGAGUACAGCAAAAAUGGGCAAAUACAUGCGUGAAGGGUACAUCAAGCAUAUUGGACACGCAGGUCCGAACACUUUGAGGUUUAUUAAGUAAUCACAACGGAACUGCAAGUUUGAGGUGAACACUGCUCACAGGUAGAAUAGACGAGUUAGAACAUUUUUAUAUUUUAUUUGCUGUUUACUUGAAAACAAGAGAAAUCUCAAUGUAUCCAUCCUGGUAAAAUAUUUAAUAAAUAAAUAAAAAGUUUGGCAUUAAAAAAAAAAGUUAAAGGAUCUUAACAUGUAUAGCUUGGAGGAAAGACGAGACAGGGGGAUAUGAUAGAAACAUUUAAAUAUAUAAAGGGAAUCAACACAGUAAAGGAGGAGACUAUGUUUAAAAGAAGGAGAACUACCACAACAAGAGGACAUAGUCUUAAAUUAGAGGGACAAAGGUUUAAAAAUAAUAUCAGGAAGUAUUACUUUACUGAGAGGGUAGUGGAUGCAUGGAAUAGCCUUCCAGCUGAAGUGGUAGAGGUUAACACAGUAAAGGAGUUUAAGCAUGCGUGGGAUAGGCAUAAGGCUAUCCUAACUAUAAGAUAAGGCCAGGGACUAAUGAAAGUAUUUAGAAAAUUGGGCAGACUAGAUGGGCCGAAUGGUUCUUAUCUGCCGUCACAUUCCAUGUUUCUAUGUUUUAAGUUCCCUUGCCAGUUCUCUGCGAUUCUCCAUUUAUUAUUAUUCAUAUUUAUGAAGCGCCAACAAAUUCUGUAGCGCUGUACAAUACAGUAUCUAGUGAAUAAACCCUCAGAGUGCGAAGAGGUUAUUUGCACAGCCUUCUUGGACUUAUUGGGUUAAUGACCAAGAGCCUCAUAAAUACCUUGACUUUAAUGCGUUAAUAAAGAAAGUAUGCUGUGCGAGAAUUAAAUGUCUAAUUUAGCUGAUUAGUUUUAAAGGCACUCAGCCUGUAUUUCGAGUAGGAAGCAAGAACAUGACCUAACACCCCUCCCCCCUUACCCUGUGUCAAACCGGCUGGAACGGGCAAGAUUGUAAAUGUAGCUUCACUGCUUGACCACAAAUAAGCGGUAUAUUGUAUUUUAGUCUAAUUUGGGCAACUUGUAAACUAUAUCGGAAUCAAACUAGCUUAGCCACUUCUAACACACUGAACAAUAAAUCAGAGCAAAAAACAAACUGACCGAAUAACUUGUUACGAAAUAAACAGCUUCAGGAAGAGAGGCCAGCUGUGAUUAACUUUCAGACAAUGGAGAGGAGACAGGCAGAAAAAACAAUAAUCAAGGCUGUCAUUCUGGGGGUCUCGGUUAAUGGUCUCCCCUCAAAUAUAAUUCAUCUAGGCGCUUUAUACCUAAAAUAUCUUUUUUGUGCCUUUUUUUUUUCUGUUACCACCGUUAUAUUAUUCUUUUUUUUUAACUUUGUUUUUUGCUUUUCUUUUUAAUUUACAAUACUAAAAUUAAAGAUUUGUUUUAUACUAUUGUAAUAGGGGUCUGAUCUGCCACGUGGUUUAUAAAGCUUUCCUGCUCAGUCCUGAAAAUGGCAUUAAUGUAAAGGACAGAAAAAGUGAUGUCAUAGGGUCUGACUGCUGACUAUGCUGGGUCUUGUGCAGGGGGUGGGGGGUCCUGACUGCUUGCCAAUCAUUUUUUAAGACUCCUUGGAUUGUCUUCCCUAAAUCUAAUCUCUAAGCUGUCAAUCUGACCAGUUUCAAGACCCCAUUCAUUUCAAGAAGAAUUUGCCUGUCCAGAAACUCUUUGAGAUUGUCCCACCGUCGAGUUUUGGCCAAAUGUUAUAGGUGGCUUCUACUCUAGCUGACAAGUCAGUCUGUGCUGGUUUAAAGAUAAAGAUAAUGCUGGAUGUGGUUGAUUAUGUUGACCCUUUUUUGUCCUGGAAUGAAGUCCCUUAUAGCCACACCAAGCGCAUGGCCCUCUCAGUUUAUUCACUUGAAUUGGAGGGGGUCUGUUGGAGAACUCAUGUGGGGAUCACACUUAUUAUUAAGUAUUCUUCAAAUUGCAGUAUUUAAAAAAUAAAUAAAUAUGGAAACUUGCUGCGCUGGCCUUGCAUGACCGAGAAUCACUGGGCUGUAAAGUGGAAAAUUUGAUUACUUUACCAGGUAGAUAAAGGCAGCCUCAGGGCUUCCAACCAACUGAAUGUGUGCUGUGUUUAUUCCUUAAAUAUAUUGUUUAAAGGUUCUGUUAUGCAGGCAGAUACCUCCCAAUCCCAAAUAUACCUUCCUAAACCAGGCACCUAACAUUCUCCCUAACCUUACUAUGGCCUCCCCAACCUCCCUCCUAACCCGAACAGUACAUUCAUUUUGUAUUUAAUCUUUAUUAUUAAUGCAGUGACUCUUCAGUGUCAGUUUAACCACCUCCUAAUUUUUAAUGUCUAUUUGACAUUCAUGUUUUUAAUGUAUACUGUGCUACUUUAUUACCUGCUUGCUACAAGAUGGUUCGCCAUCUGGCAAGUCUCCCCUAAUUGGUUAGAUGUAACAAAUGCUCGUGGUGAUAAUCUGAGGUUUGUUGCCCUAAGGAUGAGCAGAUUCUGGAUGCACGUAGACCAACAAGUCUCUUAAAUUAACCUUCUCAGUCCUAGUAUUGAAAGACAGACCCGGCUUUCCAAAAUAGCAGACCUCAUUCUGGGAAAUCUGAUAUUCCUGCAAUUGACAUAGUUCAGAGGUUUGUACAUCCCCCCCCCCAGUGCACAAGCUGUUUAAACAACAGACUAAUAUGGCUGCCGAAUAAUGGCUCGGGAGUGAAUGGAACUGAAAGUAACAAUAUAGAAACCUAAAUAGGGUAAUACAGGGCCCAAGUGGAAAAAAAACACCCAUAAUGACAGAAAAAAAUGUACGUUAUAGAAAUUAGUUUAAAUUAUGGCCUCAAUUUAAUAUUUUUGGAUAAGCUUUUCAAAUAAUUUUAGUAUUUUUCAAAUGCUUUUAAAAUUAUUUCAAAUAUUUUAUAGGCAGUAUUUUUAUUAGAUUACUUUAAUCUUUAAAAAAAAUUAUUAAGUUAAUUCAAAAAUCUUUAAUCAUUUGAAAAUCUUAUUAAAAAAAUAUUAAACAGAGGCCUAUAUAAGAUAUAUAUCUAUAAAUCAAGGAAGCCAAUAGGUAGUAUUUUUGUUUGUUUUUGUUGCCAAAUGUAAACAGUAAGUAAGAAUACAUGGAGUGCUGACUUUUUUUUCUUCCUCUGAUUCCAGUUUUUUUUAUCCUAUUCCUGUGUGUAAUGUGCCCACUUUAGUCAUUAGCAAAAUAACAAUAGAAUGAUUGUGACUCUGCACAAUACUGGACUUGUUCCCUCUGACAUUUGAUUUAAGUGUCUUCUCUUUUUUUUAAUCUCCAAUACAGAUGUUCCUACAGCGUUCUAUCCAAUGGCCAUCUCCCCCUGCUUUCCUCUCAAAACUUCUGCAAUCUCCAUCUAAACUUCCACCUAACCCUCAUGCCACUCCCCAAAAGCCAAAACGAUGGACUCUGCCAGCAAUACCUCUACCCACUUUGCCCAACCUCCGCUCUCUUCUGCACUACACAAAGAGUAACAACAACACUAAAUCCUCACCACCUUCCAACAUCAAUGCGGAGCAUUUCCAGAUCUGCAUCAACUUGGUCCACCAUAUAUUUGACAUCUGUAUUCUUGGGUAUCUCUCUGUCUUUUCUCCUGUGUUCCGUAUAACUCUGGAUGUUUUUGGCGUGCAAGGAGCUAUAAAACUCUGGAUCCAUGGCCUUGCAGUAUUCUUGACCACCACCUAUGGGAUGUAUCUCCUUUUCUGGUUAGCCCAAGCGUACCUUUUCCAGCUGGCCUCUUUUUUCGCCAUUUUACAGGCACUAGUCUUGAUGGUCAGCUUGAAAGCAGAGCGGGAGGAGAAAAUGGCAAGAGAAGAACCAGUUGGUGAAGAGGAAGUGGAAGAAAGAAGAGAAGUUGAACAAGAAGAAGGAAUGGAUGAAGGUGGUGAAAGAGAGCCAAUGGAAGAAAGGUGGGCAGGGGGCAGCGAAGACGAAAUGGCCGAUUCUGAUGAUAUGUGGGUGAGUGAUGGAGAGGAAGAAGAAGAGAUUGCUUGAGUUGGCAUCUCCAUCAUACAAAGGUCUUAAGUGUGGUUCCAUCUAGUUGAUGGUCGAGCUGAGCACUGCACGGCACAUUUUAAAAACACUGUGGAACAUUGAAGUUAGCCACUAAUGGAUUCUAGUAAGGGAGUGUCCGUAGAAGUGAUACUUCAGGAUUUUAAAGACAUGUUUUUAUUUCUUAAGAGCUGUGAAUUGAUCUGAAAACAGGAGUUUUCUUCUAAACGGGUGUUCCUAUAAGAAGGUGGUAUGUUGAGUCCGUGUGAUUUUUUUUCUUUUUUUUUUCUAAAGAAGGAAUUGCCAUGGGAAAAGAGUGUCUGAGAAGAAAGAUAAUUAUUUAUUUAAGUAUUUUUAUAUUUUUAUGCUUUCAUUUCUUGUUUUCUGUGGACCAUGAUUUAUAAUAUUAGUGCGAAGCACUGCGAAAAAAUCUUGAAACAGGGAGCAAUAAGUAUAUUUAAUGCAAGUCUAGAACCAAAGAGAACAUCUGUACGAAUUGUUUUGUGAUAUUUUGCAAAUCCAGAUCACCAGCUCAAAAUAUUAGGACUUGCAGGAUCGAACUAUUCUGCAGAAUUAUAACCUGGGCAGCAAUAAAUAGGAUAAUACACUACUUGGAAACACCUAGCAACUAAAAAACAAGAUCUGGAUUACUUAAAUCCAGAGACAGACUGUGACUACAAGAACACGCCGAGCACAGUGAAUAUUCAAUUCCAGAACUGUUGGAAGGUCAUGGAGAGAAUUCCAUUUCAAAUCCAGAACCAGGGUCUGAAGCUGCAGUAGCUAAGACACAUUGCUGUAAUUCACAUAAGGGUACCAUUUUACACACUGCAAAUAAACAUGUACGUGUAUAUUUUGCUGGGGUGGUGGUUUUAUAAUCCAUAAUGAGCUGAGGAUGUUAACUGACUGCAAACGAGGGUUACAGCCAUGUUUGAUUGAAAGAGCGUGGUCAGAAUGUGGGUAUAUCCAGUGUAAAUCGGUUUAAGUGGAAUCUAUGGUAGGAGCAGUUGGACCCCCUCUUCCCCAUCACAGGCAGUUGGGUUUCUCUUGUUUCAUACCUAAUCUAGUGUCAGACAUCAGGAGAUAUAGAUUCCACUAUUCCAUAAAGAAGUUCCAAAACAAUGUGGUUAGUUUACUUACCUGGGAACUGUUGGGAAAUAAUAAGGAGAUUUCACAUUUAAAAACCCCUGUUGGGAAAUAAUAAAGGGAUUUCACAUUUAAAAACCCCUGGGUGGGAGAAUUUUUUCAGUUUUGACUAAUUUGGGCAUACAUGUCCUUGUAAGUUGUUCGCAUUUCUUAGGGUUGUUAAAAAUGCUUGUAUUGUUAACAUUCGCUAUACAUGCUGGUGUGAAUGUAAGGAUAUAGUGAUCUCCUUGCACUGUAACACAAGGAGCAGGGUCACAACAGGUGCUGGACUGUCAUACUCUCUCUGUAUGACUUGGGGUCUGCUAACAGCUGGGACCACUGCGCUCACUCGGAAUGUGCCCAUCUCUCAUUGGCUGCCUGGUAUGUGAACUUUAAUGUAGAUACAGGUUCUCAGAAUUCUAUAUGUGUGCCAAUCAUUGAUACACUAUGAUAUCAAUGGGGAGGCAAACGUUUCUCUAUAUUUAGGGUGUUAAUGUAAAAAGCCGACCCACAGGGGAGUUUAACCCCUUAAGGACACAUGACAUGUGUGACAUGUCAUGAUUCCCUUUUAUUCCAGAAGUUUGGUCCUUAACAUGUUAGAAUUGUACAGAAAGAAAGUGCCUUUAUUAACCCUUGUUAGGAAGGGCAGCAAAUUAGCACAAGGGAGGUUGGUGGAGCUGCUGUGAUGGGUAUUAGAAUGUAUAUAACAAUGUGUAUAGCGCAGGAAUUGCUAGACGUGGAAACGGCAGCUGACGUGGAUUGACCUGCUAGCUGAAUGUAAUGGUAAUAAUGGCAGAGUGUGGCUGAGAGUGGUUGGGAGAGCAGUACGUAUUGGUUAACUCAGAGCAAGUGAGAGGCAAGUAAGAGUAAUAACGAUGGUUUGGAGAAGGUGGAAUCCAGUUUGUCAGAAUGGUUUAAUAAGGAAAUGUCAAUGAAAAUGAGUGCAGCAGAUACAAUGGGUAGACAGUGAGAUGCCAUGUGCUGUCCUGAGGUACAUGAAAAGUGCUGAUGUGACUGUGGAUAUGAGUGACAGAUGUACCAGACAGAGAGUAAAGCACAGAACAGUGAAACUUGUAUUCGUGAAGAUAUUAGAUUAUAAAGAAUGAAUUUCAGCAGGACAUGCUUUGGCCUAAGCCGUCACCCUGGGUGUAUAAUGUAAGUGCUCAGUGAUGCGUUAAAUGGGCAUUCCUCCCACUAUAAACACUAUAGCUCAUUGUAGUGUCUUUGGUGCAAUUAAUGUUUUCUGCCUCUCCCCACCACCCAAACCGAGACCGUCUGCAAAUGCUCAGAUAAUGAGGAAGAUUUGCUUUUACAGUAUGUUUCCAGAAGCAUCCAAGCUUGAACAGCAAAGAUGGCGUCAGAGCGCCGGGGCAGUCUACCUAAUUAACAGCUAUGGAUGGAUAAUGUUGAAGUAAAUCUUCAGUUCUUCAGUUCCAUCCGUGUAGCUGAAGGCUGACAGAAAAUGUGAGGAGGACUGCGUCUAAAGUCUAUUGGCACCAUAACCACUACAAUGAUCUGUCAUUAAAAUAAAUGUUUUUUAUAUGAAUUAAGAUAUCUUCAGAUAUGUGUAAGCUAAGAAACCUGCCUAAUUUAUGAGGUAAUAAAAGUAAAAUCUGGCACAUUCUAUAAAGGUAUACAAGCACAUUUAAGUUUUUUUUUUUUUUUUUGUCUUUUUCAUGUAAAUUAAGUAUAAAUGUGUACAUGGUUAUCUCUUUGGCAGUCCCUGUUACUGCGAGAACAGAGAUAGAAACUGGAUAAUUAGGG
Molecule: messenger RNA, 7724 nt
Organism: Pelobates cultripes (western spadefoot toad)
Lineage: Eukaryota; Metazoa; Chordata; Amphibia; Anura; Pelobatidae
Source: the annotation of a GenBank genome assembly